Molecule: messenger RNA, 1473 nt
Organism: Candoia aspera
Lineage: Eukaryota; Metazoa; Chordata; Lepidosauria; Squamata; Candoiidae
Gene: KCTD9
Product: potassium channel tetramerization domain containing 9
Exons: 12
Coding region: 44-1213 (389 amino acids)
Biological process (GO): intracellular signal transduction; protein homooligomerization
Molecular function (GO): protein binding
Source: RefSeq, a predicted model, not a curated record
CGGGUUUGUAGCCAGGCUGGCAAGGCAGCUCCGGAAGGAGGACAUGAAGAGAGUCACCCUGUUUGUUAAUGGCAGUCCCAGGAAUGGGAAGGUUGUGGCUGUUUAUGGAACGCUGUCCGAUUUGCUUUCUGUCGCAAGUAAUAAGCUUGGAAUAAAAGCAACCAGUGUCUACAAUGGACGAGGUGGACUCAUUGACGACAUUGCCUUAAUCAGGGAUGACGACGUACUUUUUGUAUGUGAAGGAGAACCAUUUAUUGACCCCCAGAAUGACAUCAACCCUCUAGAAACGUUAACGGGAUCUCAUUCGGAUUGGAUAACACUCAAUGUAGGGGGACGAUACUUCACAACUACCCGGAGUACUUUAGUUAGUAAAGAACCUGAUAGCAUGCUGGCUCGCAUGUUUAAAGAUAAAGAUGCUUGGGGAAACAAGAGAGAUCACAGUGGAGCUUUCCUGAUUGACCGAAGUCCUGAGUACUUUGAACCGAUCUUGAACUAUUUGCGGCAUGGACAGCUAAUUGUGAACGAUGGCAUUAAUUUGUUAGGAGUCUUAGAGGAAGCCAAGUUCUUUGGAAUUGACUCGCUAAUUGAACACCUUGAAAUAGCAAUUAAGAACUCCCAACCUGCAGAAGACCAUUCCCCAAUUUCCCGAAAGGAAUUUGUCAGGUUCCUCCUCGCAACCUCAACCAAGUCUGAGCUACGCUGUCAGGGCUUAAAUUUUAGCGGAGCAGACCUCUCUCGUUUAGAUCUCCGGUACAUCAACUUCAAGAUGGCCAACUUGAGCCGAUGCAACCUGGCCCACGCGAACCUCUGCUGCGCCAAUCUUGAACGGGCCGAUCUCUCUGGAUCUGUUCUAGAUUAUGCCAACCUCCAAGGUGUAAAGAUGCUGUGCUCAAAUGCAGAGGGAGCAUCACUGAAAAGCUGCAAUUUUGAAGACCCUUCUGGCCUUAAAGCUAAUCUGGAAGGUGCCAACUUGAAAGGGGUCGAUAUGGAAGGAAGUCAGAUGACUGGCAUCAAUCUCCGAGUUGCAACUCUAAAGAACGCAAAAUUAAAAAACUGCAACUUGAGAGGAGCAACCCUGGCAGGAACUGACUUGGAGAACUGUGACCUGUCAGGCUGUGAUCUACAAGAGGCCAACCUGAGAGGAUCAAAUGUGAAAGGAGCCAUCUUUGAAGAGAUGCUGACACCAUUGCACAUGUCUCAGAGCGUCAGAUAGGUUGCUAGCAGAACAGGGGCCCUGCUACAGACUUUUGGUGCUCAGUGGGGGAAUGACAUUGCUUCCACAGCAUGUUUUUCUCAGUGGUGCCUGAGGAACUGCUGCUGGUGGGGAGAAGGACCUUCCCAUGUCUUAGGCAUAGGAAUAGCUAUUGAAUCCAGUUGGGACAAGAAGCUUGCUCUUAAUUCCCAAGGACAUUGCUGCCUUGGCUCUACCUUGCUCUAGAACACUUCAUAAGACAUGUAUUUAUGAAAGCACAA